AUGCCAAAAUCAGUCCUCUCAUCAAUCACUGAUACCGUCAAUCUCCUCCUAAAUACCCCAAUUGUCCCUCCGCUACCCAAACAAAUAAAGGAUGUCGCACUCACCGAGCUGCCUCAUUCAACACCUCGACGACAUGCGGAAGCACUGGAGCUGGAGAGAUCUCGUAGUGUAGAUUUGGCAGCUGGAGAUAGUAUCUUCCUACAGGGGAUGUCAGACGAAAGCAGACGUACAAGCACUCAGAGUCGUGAAAGCAGUGAUCAGUCUGCAAGAGACGAUGUACCUACUGGGAUGGCGGCGCCAGCUGAGGAAUUAGAGCACGACCUGCAUCUAGCACUGGAUGCUGAGCGUGUAUUGAGCCAGGCAGAAACCUAG
Molecule: messenger RNA, 372 nt
Organism: Suillus paluster
Lineage: Eukaryota; Fungi; Basidiomycota; Agaricomycetes; Boletales; Suillaceae
Exons: 3
Coding region: 1-372 (123 amino acids)
Source: RefSeq, a predicted model, not a curated record